Paramuricea clavata is the source of this 643-nucleotide messenger RNA. The record is from the annotation of a GenBank genome assembly. Lineage: Eukaryota; Metazoa; Cnidaria; Anthozoa; Malacalcyonacea; Plexauridae.
AUGGAUUUGCAAUUGAACUCAAGACUCCUAAAGGUACAGGUGAAAUUAGGGAAAUCAAGUGGUCUGGCUAAAGUUGCUAUGUGAACAGGGGCACAGGACAUUGAUCUCCAAUGACUACACAGACAUAGUGCUGCAGAUAGAUGAGUACUUCAGAGAAGAUCCGACAGUAAAGCAUAAGAAAGAAACAGCGAAACUAAAGAAACAGUGUAACAUGCUUAAGCAAAAACUUGGUGAAGCAACAGCAUUCUAUCGACCUAAGUUCACAGGUCACAAGUACUAGAAUGGUGAUAAAAAAAAAUUUAAAAGAAGCUCCACAACAUUGUCGGGCGUUUUUUAAGCAAUUCCCUGGGUGAGCAUCUAUGUAGACAUCUAUGUAGACAUCUAUGUAGUUAAACCUAAGGUAUUCAUAUAUAGGGUGGCUGACGAACCUAACACAAAGCAAGUCCCCGCAACAAGUGAAAAAAAGAAGGACCCUAGAAGAGUAGAGGCAGGGAAACGACUAGCGGUCCUCAGUAAGGCAGAAAGGGACAAGAAGAAGAAACAAGCGGAAUCAAUCGAGUUAUCUAGUGGUAACAGCAUAAUCACCUACAUAGGGGUAGCUAUUGCUUUGAUAUUUGAAUUUGAAUUUGAAUUUAUUAAUUGA